This is a messenger RNA of Paraphaeosphaeria sporulosa, 2016 nucleotides long. RefSeq lists its product as uncharacterized. The transcript has a single exon. The record is from RefSeq and is a predicted model, not a curated record. Bases 475 to 1644 code for a protein of 389 amino acids. NCBI's taxonomy places the organism in Eukaryota, Fungi, Ascomycota, Dothideomycetes, Pleosporales, Didymosphaeriaceae.
AACAGCGCUUUACUGUGAGUGCAGUCGUGGGGUCAGAGAAGGAAGUGUGAGUGUGGAGAGGUUGGGCCUGAGGCAGGAACGUGGGGAGCUCUGCCCCGCCAUCCCUCGCGGAGACUAGCGCGGUCGGUGUCUCGUAAACUUCGCUAGCAAUUCACCGCAAUGCGACAGCAUUCACAGCCCGUAACGACGAUUAUCCAUACGCCCGUGCACCAUGUACGCUUCCAGAUGGGCUCCCAAGCCCGAGGAGAAGGUGGAAGAAAAGCCUGCCGAGCAAGCGCCCGCCGCGCAGCAAACAGAAGCGCCCCCAGCUCCAUGUCCAGCUCCGGAACUGAAAGUUGACGACCCACCUACGCCUGCGGAAACGUAUGCGCCGCCACCCGUACGUACAGUUGCAUAUACCUUUCUGUUCCCAAGACGCCACGCCUCCCAGCGCACGCACGUUCACUGUUGUUGACGCAGCAACAGCCCGCCGACAUGCCUUACGACUACGCCGACUCGUCCAUCGACCCGUUCGCGCAGACGGCAGGCACAGACGACCUCUUCUUCGAUGAUGACUUCACGCCCGUCGCCGAGCCUGUGGUCGAAGAGGCGCCUGCCGAGGUCCCGCCGACAGCGCCCGUCGACACAGCAGUACCCGCCACCGGGAUGGGGCAGUCGCAGUAUGCACCACGCGGCCCUGCUAAUGGCGAGCGAGGCGGUAGGGGCCGGGGCAGAGGAGGCCGGGGCCGUGGACGAGGCCGCGGUGGCGACCAGGCCCAAGAACCACGAGAGCCCAAGGAGAAGCCAGCGCAAGAGAAGGAGGCGAAGAACGGCGAAGCAGCGGCAGAGAGUGCUCCUGCUGCAACCGAACCGCCAUCUACGCCCGCCGCGCCUAAAGAACCCAAGUCGGUCCGCGGCGAUCGCACCCUCACAGGCGGCACACCCCGCGCCCGCCUCACCGAAGACGAGAUCAACGCAAAGCUCGCGGCGAUGAAGGCCAAGAACGAGGCUCUGGCUACUGCCCACGCCCGAUCUGAAGCGGAUGCCGCCAACUUUGAGGCACGGGAAGCCAUCGCCGCGCAAAAAAAUGCCGAGCGCAAGAAACAACUGGCAGAAAGGCAGAAGAUCGAUCGCCAAAACAGGCAGCAAAUGAUGGGCGAGCGCGAGAGGAACAGGCAGAUGAAGCUCAAAGCAGUUGGUGGCAGGGAAUGGGAUUUGGAGAAGGAGGGCGGGUUCGAAGGCACUGGCGACGAACGACGGCGCGGGGCCGCAAGAGGCGCACACGGAGGAGUAGCAGGCGUCACAAGGACAGUGGGAGACGAAUACAUACAUCAGCAGGAAGAAAGCAAUACCUCUACAACCCGCGGAAGGGGUCGAGGGCGCGGCGGACGCGGUGGCAGGGGUGGUCGCGGUGAUCACCAAGGCACAGCAAAGAAACUGGAAGCCCAACCCCCGCCUUCAGCAUCCGACUUUCCCGAGCUUCCCUCCGCAUCUACCGCUGGCGCCGCCAAGGACGUUGAAGCGCCUAAGAAGCUCGACUUUCCCAUCCGGACGAAAACAGAGGACGCUGACGCUACCGAGCCUGAGCGGCCUGGUAUCAAGAAGCAGGAGUCAUUCGGCCUGCCUUCACCAAUGGCGGGAAAGAGCUGGGCCGAUGACGACUAGUAGGAUACGAUUUUGGAUCGCGUUGUGGAAUUGGACAUUACACAUACCAGGACGUGUUGAUAUCAUUUAAUUUGUGUCCGGUGGAUUGCAUAGGCAGACCGGCUGCCAAACAUGCCCUCGAAUGAUGAAUAUAUUAAUACCUCAGGUUUCGAUGGACACUGGCUCCGGGUGCGCACGUGAGUGCUAACAUUAAUCUCGUGGCUCGGGCGUGCUUGCCAUGUUCUUUGCAGUUGACAAAGUCCGGUAAGCGGUCCACACGACAAGAAGAAAGCGCAAGCACCGUUGCGUCAACUUCGGAUUCUGUUCACAUCCGCGAAACACCCACAGACUAUCACGCAGGCACCCGCCUGAGCUUAGUUACUGUUACCAUGG